GUACUACAUUUAUGUUAUGCUAGCGCUCGUUAGGCCACCAUACGGCAUGCAUAGAAUUGCUGGUGCAGAUUAAUUAACUGUAGAUGAAUAGAAGAACAAAACUCAAUACUUCUCAUGUAUUAUAUCAACUUUGAAAUUGCUUGACCAAAAAUGAAUUGUCUUUUUUGCAAAAAUUCAAAACACGCUGUUGAAAAUGUGGAAAAAGAUGUGCUGUGUUGAAAACAGAGCGCUUGGAAUUAAAUGCGCUGAAAUACAACUUUGUUGAAUUUUUUCUUGCUGCUUUCGUUGGUAAAAUGAACUCAAAAUGCAGUGUGUAGCAGAAAAAUAACAAUCGUUCUUUGCAUAGAUACGUUUUUGUAAAUUUAAAUUUUUACGUGUGAAGUGAAUUUCGGAAAAGAGCUUUACCUAACACAUCAUGAUAACAUAAAGAAUAAAAAAUUGUAUAUUGUAUUAUCAUCAAUAAUAUUUUUGCUGUCACUGACUAUAACGCCGUUUUUGCAAUCAUUGCCGUGGACUAACGCCCUUGCACAGCAACAAUUAAAGUAAUUGUGAGCAAUGAAGAAGAGCGAUUAAAAGUAAUUAACGGAACUAGCUGAGAACGAAAAUGAAAACCAUUCAAAAAUAGUGUGCUCAAAUCAAUUUCAUCUAUUUUGAAUUUGUAAAAAGCUCUAAGUAAUAUAUACAUAUACAUUUUACAUUUCGCAAAUUACAGUGAACCAAAUUUAGAGCAGCAACUUGAAUAGAAUAAAAGUUUCCAAGAAAAAACUGAAUCAACAGUUUAGACCGACUCAAGUCGAAGCUCUUCAGCUCCUCCAAAAUUUUUAUUUCCAACUGGAAACAAUUUUGUUGAUCACCUCGCUUACGAAUACCUCGGCCAGCUUAUUUUUUGCAGCGUAGGGCGCACACCAUGACUGUGAUGGCCGAGGGCGCUUAUGAUGAACCUUCCCUCGUAUCGCUGCCACCCGCCCCUUCCUCCCCUCGUCGCAGCCCCUCGCCUCUCGACCUCAGGCGAGGGGAUCAAGUGCCUCGACUCCCCUUCAGCAUUUCGUCCCUUCUUUCUACGUCCCUUUCAUCCCACCUGGGAGCCGCCAGGGAUCUUCUCGACAGAGAUCGAGGUGUUCUCAGCAGAGAGCAGGACCUUCUUAUAAGAGAUAGAGAACUUCUCGACCGUGACCGAAAGUUGCUGGACCGAGACUUUCUUGAGAAAAAUCGUGAGUUUUUAGAUCGUGAUCGUGGUAUCCUGGACCGCAACAGAGGGCUUCUGGAACGGAGCUCGAACAUGCUGGAUCGGGACAUCCUCGAUCGGGAAAUCUUGGAUCGGAACCGUGGGUUGCUAGACCGCGAUCGGGACCGGCAAAGAGAGAAGCUUUUGGGCCAGGAGCUUACGGUUAGGAGGGACAGGGAACUGCUUCAGGAUGACCAGCAAAACCACAGUGAAAGUGAAGGUGAAGCGGCCGCUGAAGAUGAAGGUAUCGCUGCUGAAGAAGACGAAGAAGACGACCAUGAUCGGCCAGAUGAUGAGAGCAACGGCGACGAUGAGGACCAAAACGGACGUUUCCAGCCGUACUCUUACACACACAUGCCCUUCGCUGCAGGACUUCUACCACAUCUUCAGGGUCUCUUGCCCCACUUGGGAGGACUUGGUGCCCACGGGCUAGGAAGUGGGCUAAUGGGAGGCCCAGGAAGUGUUAUCAGAGUUCCUGCACAGCGACCUCCCCUUGGGGGAUCCCUUGUAUCUUCGAUGGGGGGGUCUACGCUCCCAUGGUUCGCAGGGCUCACUCCCCUGGAGCGCACGGCAGCCAUGGCGCACCACCUCUCAACUCUGGCUCCCAUGGCAGGUCCCUUUGGGUUCCCGCGUCGCAUCGGCCACCCUUACCAGUCCCGCACGCCCCCCAAACGCAAGAAGCCCCGAACCUCCUUCACCAGAGUCCAG
Molecule: messenger RNA, 1933 nt
Organism: Hyalella azteca
Lineage: Eukaryota; Metazoa; Arthropoda; Malacostraca; Amphipoda; Hyalellidae
Exons: 2
Biological process (GO): animal organ development; regulation of transcription by RNA polymerase II
Cellular component (GO): nucleus
Molecular function (GO): RNA polymerase II cis-regulatory region sequence-specific DNA binding; DNA-binding transcription factor activity, RNA polymerase II-specific
Source: RefSeq, a predicted model, not a curated record